Messenger RNA from Balaenoptera acutorostrata (minke whale), 1798 nucleotides. RefSeq names its product gap junction protein delta 2 (gene GJD2). The transcript is spliced from 2 exons. NCBI's taxonomy places the organism in Eukaryota, Metazoa, Chordata, Mammalia, Artiodactyla, Balaenopteridae. Gene Ontology annotation, biological process: cell communication. Gene Ontology annotation, cellular component: connexin complex. The record is from RefSeq and is a predicted model, not a curated record. The coding region runs from base 138 to 1103 and encodes 321 amino acids.
UUUAAAAACAUUUUGUUUGAUUCUUUAAUUGGGAGGCAAUUCGCUCCCAGUCGGGAGGUGAGGCCCGGGGAGUGGCCAGGAGCGGGGACGUGCCCAGUGCUGCCCAGUCUUUGUCUGCUGCCUCCGGAUGCACAGCGAUGGGGGAAUGGACCAUCUUGGAGAGGCUGCUGGAAGCCGCGGUGCAGCAGCACUCCACUAUGAUCGGGAGGAUCCUGUUGACUGUGGUGGUGAUCUUCCGGAUCCUCAUUGUGGCCAUUGUCGGGGAGACGGUGUACGAUGAUGAACAGACCAUGUUUGUGUGCAACACCCUGCAGCCCGGCUGUAACCAGGCCUGCUAUGACCGCGCCUUCCCCAUCUCCCACAUACGUUACUGGGUCUUCCAGAUCAUAAUGGUGUGUACCCCCAGUCUCUGCUUCAUUACUUACUCUGUGCACCAGUCUGCCAAGCAGCGAGAACGCCGCUACUCUACUGUCUUCCUAGCCCUGGACAGAGACCCCCCUGAGUCCAUGGGGGGUCCUGGAGGACCUGGGGGUGGGAGCAGUGGUGUUGGCAAACGAGAAGAUAAGAAGUUGCAAAGUGCCAUUGUCAAUGGGGUGCUGCAGAACACAGAGAACACAAGCAAGGAGACGGAGCCAGAUUGUUUAGAGGUUAAGGAGCUGACUCCACACCCAUCGGGGUUGCGCACUGCAGCACGAUCCAAGCUCCGAAGGCAGGAAGGCAUCUCCCGCUUCUACAUUAUCCAAGUGGUGUUCCGGAAUGCCCUGGAGAUUGGGUUUCUGGUGGGCCAAUACUUUCUCUAUGGCUUCAGCGUCCCAGGGUUGUAUGAGUGUGACCGCUACCCCUGCAUCAAGGAGGUGGAAUGUUACGUGUCCCGGCCUACUGAGAAGACUGUCUUUCUAGUGUUCAUGUUUGCUGUGAGUGGCAUCUGUGUUGUGCUGAACCUGGCUGAACUCAACCACCUGGGAUGGCGCAAGAUCAAGCUGGCCGUGCGAGGGGCCCAGGCCAAGAGGAAGUCAGUCUAUGAGAUCCGCAACAAGGACCUGCCCCGGGUCAGUGUUCCCAAUUUUGGCAGGACUCAGUCCAGCGACUCUGCCUAUGUGUGAAAGGGCAGGUUUUGGAAAGGCCCUGGGGGAUGACAAGUAGCCCCAAGGCAGGCGACUAUGGAGAGUGGCUCUAUCUGCCCUCAUUUUUGUGGCUGUCAUCACUGAGAUGUAGAAUAAGGCUGGUUAAGAGAAGAUCUUGCCUCAAUGGGAGAGGAGAGAAAGCAGAACGAUUACUUCACACCACUGGUUCCAGAGACAGUUGGAUAGAGUGAUGAGAUGGAUGAGUUGGACUUCUUUGAGUCCUUUUGUUUUGUGGUCCAGUUUGAUCCUGAUCAUAGUGGACUUUACACAGCUACCAAGUAGGACUUAGCUCUGCUAAGCUCUGUACUCUGGUGAAUGGCAUGAGUCAAAUAUUUUAUUGGUACACAAUUUGUGACCUAUCUCAACACAUCCUUUCAUCCUGGGCUGCAGGACAAACAUCCUUGAGGCAUCCUUCACGUACCUCCCCCAUCAGCAUGCCCCUCUCCCUCCACCCAAGAUAGCAUGCCAGCUUUUUUUCUCAAUCUGGCCUUACAGUAGACCUAAUAUGGUUUAUCUGCAAGCUAGAGGGAAUUCCAUGGGGUGCUUUUUGGAGAAUGGCCAUGGCAGAGGUUUGCAUUACAGCCCCGUCUGACUGGCCCUUAGUCAUUAUGAAAACCUUAGGAAUGUCUCAAUAUUUCCAGUUUUCUAACUCAAACUGCACUGGUGCUGUUUAU